UGAAAAGCUCUCAUCGAUUUUGCAGUACACAGAGGCGAGGAAAUUUCGGAUGCGCAAACUUGGGAGACGCACGUCGACACGGUAUCCGACGCUAACACGACGAGGCGACGAGGAGUCUGGAAGUAUUUCUGAUACACAGACCGUACUCAUUGCAGUUUCGUGCGUCGGUGCAGGAAGAGUGCGCUAAGGAACGCGACGCGAAUCUUUGUUAUUCUCAACAAAAAAUCCUUUUUGUAAAGGAGGAGGCUACAUUCUCGUGGAAGUUCACGGCCGAACGGGUCAAUUUGCGGAAGUUCUUUUUGUACCCAAAGUUCAGUGUGAUCAAGUGCAGAAGAGAGAACCGGAGGAGUGACUGUGUACUCAGGGAAUUUCAUUUGAUUGAGGGCGUCCUUGCGGAAAAUUCCAAAACUCUCUCAUUGGCGGCGACACAGAAAAAACUUCCAACAGCUAUGAAGUGUUUGUGGGUUUCCGUGGCAAUUUGUCUCGUACUCGCUGUGGUGGUCAACGCCAAGAAGAAAAACAAGUAUGACGGUGACUUUGAGUUUGUCGAUGAGGAUGACAAAUCAUCAAUACAGAAACCCACACCAGAGAAAAAGAAGUGGAUACACGAUCCAUCGAGUGAUUUGUGUCGACCACUUAAUUGCAAGAAGAAGGAACUUUGCCUGCUAGAGGACGCAUACACAGCAGUUUGUGUUUCAAAGAAGGAACUCCAUCGGAACAGAGAUGAGAUAAUUACGAAAACAAAAUUGGCUGCUGAUGAUGACGCAAAGAGGAAAUUGGAUCUAGACAUGGAUGAAUUGCAGGAUCAAGAUGAUCCUGAAGAGGAUAGUUCACAAGAUGAUGAUGUUUUCUACGACACGACAACUGGGGAAAGAGACGAAGAGAAUUGCAAGCCAUGUCCUGUGACGAAACCCACAUUUAUGUGUGGCUCCGACAACCGGACGUACUCAUCGCUAUGUCGUCUGGACUAUCACAACUGCAUCCACGCUACAGCCAUCAAAGUUGCGUGCAAGGGCUUCUGUCCGUGCCGUGAUUCAAAUGAUAUUAAGAAGCAACAGCGAAUGAUGGAUCGUCAAAAUGCAGUGAAUGCAAAGUAUAAGAUGACUGUUGAAGGUGGAAAUGGUGGUGAUGAGGCGGAGGGAAAAAAAUACAAAGAAGACAAGAAUCGACAUUUCAAUCACAUCAAUUCUCAGUUUACCUUCACGCCCGAGGAUAUAAAAUACGACAACAAACACUACAAAUACCUUAAAUACAGUGCAUCAUCGUACAAAAGUGGCAAAGAGAAGGAUUCGUACAAUCGAAUGGAUGAAAAGCACAAAUACCGCACUUACAACGAAAUUAUCGAUAAAUCUGGAAGUAAAAUGUCAAAGAAUCCCAAUACAAGAUUUCCCUCAAAAUCCAGUGAGUGCAAACCACAGCAAUUGACGGCAAUUGGAAAUCGUCUUCUGGACUGGUUCUCCGUGAUUAUGGCAGACAGCAAAAAGCGUCGUCAGCACUCACAGAAGUCCAAAGCACACUUCCCACCAGCAUGCAAGACCGAAGCUAAAUGGAUGUUUGGUCAUUUGGACCUCAACAACGAUGGACAGUUGACCACACAGGAGCUUUAUGACCUGGAGCAUGAUCAAAAUGAGCGCUGCAUUAAGCCAUUCAUUGACACAUGCGAUCUAGACCAGGAUAGUGCCAUCAAUCCACGUGAGUGGUGUCGGUGCUUUGAAAAAACAGACCGACCAUGUGCUGCCGUUCGACGACGAAUUGGUGGCGACCUAAUUGGUGCUUAUGCUCCGGAUUGUGACGUUCAAGGGUUCUACAAGCCAACACAGUGCCACAACUCGGUGGGCGUCUGCUGGUGCGUCGACAAGCACGGCGUUGAGUUUGCCAACACCCGCACACGAGGGAAGCCCAACUGCGAGGAUGUAAUUAAUAGUGCAGCAUCAUUAACAUCCGACGACGAAGACGACGAAGAAGACGAUGAUAGUGCUGAAGGAAGUGCAGACCGUCUUCUUGUGUUCUAAAUGAGAAGAUUUGCGUGUCUAUUUGUCACUCCAAUGUUCUUUCUUGCAGCUGAAACACCACCCCCAUUGCCACGGAUCUUUUAUUUAAUCAUUUUGUAAUUUAUUUGUUUUAAGUGAUUAAAGGAAAAUUUUCAAUUUUAAUUCGCGAGAAGACGAAUGAAAAGAAAGGUGGGUGAUGAAAUGAAAUCAAUUUUGAAUUGCCUAAAAGAAUUAUAUACGAUGUGGUUGUAUUUUGUACCAAGUAAUAAGCAAGAGAAAGCAUUCAUUCCUUACCCUAAAUAAAUCCAUUUUUUUGGUAAAAAAAAAAAAGAAUUAGUUAGUAGGAAGUCUGUAUAAUGCCGAAACAGAUAAGAUUCAUUGCGCAAUUCAUUGGAGAUAACAUCAUAAUUCGCGUAUGUCUUUGAACCAUUUUUCUUCCAUGGAAAAAAGGAGCUUUUCUUUGAAGAAAAGCAAUGAAUAUGGGAAGAAUGUUUUUUUUUUCCUUCAUCAUCAUCUUGGAUAAAAAGGAACGGCCUCUCUCCGACACUAAAAAUAUAUAUGUAUGGAGGAAUUCUAAGAGGAAAAUAUUGCUGAGAAAACGAUAUAUGGAAUUCAAUGGGAUUCACCUGAAUACGGUGAAUUUCUUGGAGCGUGCCAAAUGACAGUCAUUCACAAUCUUCCCUUUUUCUUGUGAGAUUGUUGUCGUACUUGCAGAAAAUUGCACAAUCCCCAGCGGGAGAUGUUAUAAAAUAGGAGCCAAAGAGAGAGAAAAUAUUUUCCUGAUUUUCCUUCAAAAUAGAAAAUGUAGACAACAUGUGCUGGAUUAGGUGGCUUAACUUUUUGCUUUUGCAAUGAGAAAGAAAGUUUUUUUUUAACAAAAAAAUCAAUAUGCUCGUGUUUUCAAAGAUACUUUACAUUUCUUCUCUGGAAAAUAAAAAUAAUUUUAUUUUGACACCUAGUUUAGCACAUAUUGUACUCCGUUAACUAUCUCAUUUCCUUGCAACCUGAUUUUCCCUUCACCUUCACCUCUAAUCAAACUCCAUGCAAUGUCUGUAAUUUCUCCUUAUAUACUUAUACUAUCUAACGUAUGUGACUAUAAAAGUAUUUAUCAUGAGAAAAUCGUUCCCAUUUAGUAAUUGUUAGACGUGUCCGUUGUAAUAAUGUAAAAGAAAAGAAAAACGAGGAAUGUUAAUUCGUGAGGAAAGAUUUUUUUUUUCACAAAUUAUAUACUUUAUAUUCAACCCCCUACCCCCAAUGUAAAAUGUAUAAUAUUGGCAUUUUGUAAUGAGUAAUAAUUAACUAAUAAGAGUCUCCCAGAACAAAAAAAUUGACUUCCACAUACACGAAUGUGGGGGAAUAAUAAUUAAAUGAAUAAAAAAACGCUCUUCUAGGACAAGAAAACAUAAACAACUUCUUCCACCAUCUUAAUGAAAAAAAAAAACAUUUUAUAUAUAAAAAACGAACGUAGUUAAUUAUUUUCUUAUUUAUUGAGAAUGAAAAAAAAAGUCAUUUUGCGUAAUACUUUUAUUAUUAAUAUAUAACUUGGCCUAUUUGUAGAGUCAAAAAGAAAAUUUAAGAAAAAAAUGAUGAAAAAAACUCAAUAAAUAUAACAUAGAAAAAAAGAAUAUUAAAACAAAUUAUUCAUGAAAAGGAAUACAACAAUGUUAAAUGUAGAGGAAUUUAAUGAAAGCAAAAAAAAGUAAUGAAAAAAUGACUAUAAGGAAGUAAAGAAAAAAUAUUAAUAAAAUUUAACACACAAAUUUAAUGUUUAUAUAGAAAACGACGAAAGGACAUUAAGAAGGAAAGAAAGGAAGAGGGAAAGUUUUAUCAAAAUAUUGCACUAUUUUGCAGCACUCUUUUUACAUUGAAUCUGUCCACGAGCAAUCUCUUAUUUUGAAUAAGAAAAAACGAUAUUUAAAUGAAAAAGAAAAUUGUUUCAAUCGAACUCAUCAUCAGCCAUCCAUUAAUGCUUAAUAUCAAGAAUAUUUAUACAAUAAAUUAUAAUCUCUUAAAAGAAAAAAAUGAUACCUAUAUUAGUUUAAAAGAAAAAAAGAAAUCACUAACGUAUGAUCCUAGAUGAUAAGGAAUAAUUAUGAUUAUAUAGAAGAAAAAUUUGGAAAUAAAAUGAACAAAAAAAAUUAAAUAUAAUAAAAUGAGACGAAAAAAAGAAACAUUUUUGAAUAUGAUAAUAAAAAAAAUGAAAUAACCGACACUGGAAUGAAAGUUAAGAAAAAAUUAAAGAUGAUAAAAAAAGCAACAGAAACACAGCAGAAAACGAAAAUAGUUUGCAGAUGAGAACAACAGAGAUAAAAUAAAUUUAAAAAAAAAAUUGUGUACUCUAGUGAAGCUUUAUCAAUAAGAACGAUUUAUACUUGAAUUUUUGCAGAUGAUGUCACUCUUAAAAAAUUGACUAAAAUCACUUUAUAAAUGCUCCUCUUCCAUUAAUUUUUUUUACCAGCCCCUCCCCCCUCAGAUGCUUGAAAGCUCCCAAUGAGAGGGUUUGAAGAUUGGUAGUUUGUCAAAGAAAAUUCUCCAGUGAGGAGUAUAGAGAGAAAUUCCAUCCCCCCCCCCCCGUAAUUAUUUCCCUAUUAAUUCUUAGUUUACCCCAUUACGCCCCACGUCUGUGAAGAUGUAGAUUUAAUGUAAUACGUGUUAAUAUUAGUAGCUUAAAUUAUUAUCAUUUUGUUGUUGUAACACAUUCCAGAAGAAGUGAAUCAAUAAAUAAAUUCUGAGGUGAAA
Molecule: messenger RNA, 4730 nt
Organism: Lutzomyia longipalpis
Lineage: Eukaryota; Metazoa; Arthropoda; Insecta; Diptera; Psychodidae
Gene: Cow
Product: proteoglycan Cow
Exons: 11
Coding region: 450-2012 (520 amino acids)
Biological process (GO): establishment of protein localization to extracellular region
Molecular function (GO): protein binding; calcium ion binding
Source: RefSeq, a predicted model, not a curated record